Anolis sagrei ordinatus is the source of this 2016-nucleotide messenger RNA. RefSeq names its product complement component C9. Gene Ontology annotation, cellular component: membrane attack complex. Gene Ontology annotation, molecular function: protein binding. The record is from RefSeq and is a predicted model, not a curated record. NCBI's taxonomy places the organism in Eukaryota, Metazoa, Chordata, Lepidosauria, Squamata, Anolidae. Gene Ontology annotation, biological process: complement activation.
CAGUAUCAGUAUUACUAACCUUUCCCCAUCCUAGCACUGAUAUCAUUAUCAGUAACGGUAGCAUGUCUGGGUUGUUGCUUCUCACAGGGGUGCUCUUCACUUUUGGAAUAAAUAGUUUUGUCUCAACAGAAAGGAUAAGGCUGCCAAGAGAAUCAAAUGCCCCACCACCUGUUGAGUGCUUGCUGAGCAAUUGGAGUGAAUGGGGACCAUGCAACCCUUGUGUUAAAGAACGGUAUCGCUCAAGGAGUGUCCUGAAGUAUGGACAGUUUGGAGGAAAGGCAUGCCUGGAACCUCUAGGACACAGAGAAAGCUGUGAGCCAGAUGUCCCUUGCCAUGAGGAGGAAGUUGACUGUGGCAAAGACUUCAAGUGUGAAAAUGGACAAUGUAUAAAAACAAGACUGGUAUGCAAUACAGAGGAUGACUGUGGAGAUAUGUCUGAUGAAGGUGAUUGUGAGGACUACCGCCCUGCCCCCUGUCGUGAUCGUAUUCUUGAUGUAUCAGAGCUUGGAAGAAUUGCUGGUCAUGGAAUCAAUGUUCUAGGUAUGAAACCACAGGCAAGCCCAUUUUACAAUGAGUUUUACAAUGGGGCAUGUGAAAGAGUCCGUGAUGGGAAUAGUGGCAUUUAUUAUCGCAAGCCAUGGAAUGUCGCUGUGCUAAAUUAUGAGACACGAGGAGGGAAAAACUUCAGAGCUGAGUACUAUGAGGAUCAAGUGACAGCCCUGAAAGAAGUGCUACGUGAAACACUGCAAACUUUUAAAUCAAGCUUAUCUCUAAAAAUGAAUCCCACUGAAAUAAGCGAGGGAAAUAUUACAUUAACAGAUUUCAACACAGACUUCACAGCUUCUCAUUCCAGUAGCAUCAGGGACUACUUGCGCGAGUCGAAAGGGAAGGAACAACUAUUUCUACAUGUGAGAUCAAGCAUUGAGCUAGGAUCAUUUAUUAUGCGAACACGCGAUCUUCGUCUAAAUGACUGGUUCCUUGAUGACAUAAAAAAUUUGCCUACUACAUAUGACAGGGGAGAGUAUUUUAAAUUUCUGGAAACACACGGAACUCAUUAUGCAAAGAAGGGAGUUUUUGGAGGAAAAUAUGAAUUACUAUAUGUAUUGGACAGUGAAACUAUGAAAAAAGAAGGUGUUACCAUAACAGAUGUAAAAAAUUGUCUGGGAUAUAAUGUAGAAUUUGGUAUAAAAUCUUCUGAUUUUGAUGCUAGAGUGCCUGUAUCCGAUACCAAGUGCACAACUGAAAAAAUGAGACAAGUUAGCAACAAAACAACAGUUUCACUCAUCAAUGAUGUGGUCUCUAUAGUUCAAGGAGGGAAGACUACUGUUUUAGUUAAGUUGAAGGAACAAUUGUCUAAAGGUAACAAGGUUACUAAUGUUGAAGACUAUGUCGAAUGGGCAGCUACACUCGCUGAUGCUCCUGUAAUAAUAUCACAGGAGCUAUCCCCAAUCUCUGAGCUUGUUCCAUUGAAAAUGCCUGACUCCACAAUAAAAAAACGAAAUCUUGACAGAGGAGUUGAAGACUAUAUUGCGGAAUACAAUGUGUGCAAGUGUCAGCCCUGUCAAAAUGGUGGGACUGUCCUGCUGAUCAAUGGAAAUUGCGAGUGUGGAUGCACCCCUUAUUUCAAAGGAGAUGUCUGUCAGACACCCACGUUGACUUUUGUACCAGGUCAGGUUGCCACUAAUGGGGGAUGGAACUGCUGGUCUAAAUGGUCUGAAUGUAAAAAUGGAGAGCGCACUCGAACAAGACAGUGUGACAAUCCUGAACCCACAGCUGGGGGAAAUCCAUGUGCAGGAUCAAACUCAGAAACAGGCUAUUGUUCUGAUGCAGAGUAAUGGCAGAGAGUCCAAAACAGGUGUUUGAUGGGAAAGUGACACACAGUCUGAAUUUGGAUCUCUGCACCAUGCACCGUGCUUUCGAAGAGAAAUAAAAGAGAUACUAAUUGAUCACUGAAUCUCAAGUUGUUGUUAUUAAAAAUAAGAGUUUCAAAUAAACUUUAGUUGAUGACAUGUUGGA